Messenger RNA from Plasmodium gonderi, 831 nucleotides. RefSeq lists its product as hypothetical. The record is from RefSeq and is a predicted model, not a curated record. NCBI's taxonomy places the organism in Eukaryota, Apicomplexa, Aconoidasida, Haemosporida, Plasmodiidae. The transcript has 7 exons. Bases 1 to 831 code for a protein of 276 amino acids.
AUGAAAAAUGCUGCGAUUAUUCUAGUGUGCAUGUUUUUUAAUUUCCAACAAAAAAUAAGAGCAGUUGUUAUUAAGUACAAAAGAGUGCGUGAAGGCCCAUCAUUUUUAUUUCAUCAAAAUGGAGGAAAAAAGAAAGAUAUAAAUCGAACAAGGGAAUUCCAGAAAUUUAAAAUUUCAUUGUGGGGAUACCCAAUAUAUGAUGACUCCCCGUUUAAACUCAGGAGACAAAAAAUAUAUCCCAAUUUUGAAUAUGGAGAAUUGAGAAAGUCACAAGAUUUCGAUUAUGUGAUAAGCACGAAUAUUGCCCAGAAAAACUACAAAGUUCCUGAUGUGGGGUACCUAUACACGGUAGAUGAGAUGGGAACAGGCAAAACGGACGAUGUGCACACACCCAUUGAAAUGGUUUUUGGGGAGAGAGAUAUUGACCCAAAUGAAGUGGAAAAAAUUAAGGCCGUUUUGAAUGUCUUUGAUCAGGGAAAUGGCAUGGGAAUAUGCACCUUAAUGGGCGCGAAACGGGCACACUUCGCCUUCAAAUAUAAUGGCUAUUUGAGUCACUUUCAUGGAAUUAAAAAUUAUUUAAGGUUUUUAAUUAACAAGCAUUACCCUGGUGCCAAGAUAACCCUCAUUAGCGAGCACUGGAUUGAUCCGAUUGAUGAAUCCGUAUGUCUUAGACAUAGCAACAUCCCGCUUUCUAAAAUUGGUUAUCAAAGAAGAUUGGUGUAUAAUAAGUACGAUUACAUAUAUGAGAACGACAAGAAUAAGCGUAUAUAUAAAGGAGAAAAUCGAAGCAAUGUAUGGGCCUUUUAUAAUGACCCACAAAUGUUGACCUAA